Molecule: messenger RNA, 1327 nt
Organism: Elaeis guineensis (African oil palm)
Lineage: Eukaryota; Viridiplantae; Streptophyta; Magnoliopsida; Arecales; Arecaceae
Product: AT-hook motif nuclear-localized protein 28-like
Cellular component (GO): nucleus
Molecular function (GO): minor groove of adenine-thymine-rich DNA binding; DNA-binding transcription factor activity
Source: RefSeq, a predicted model, not a curated record
ACGUGCGACCCACCGACGCCAUGAUCAACCCCUCCGAGCCCCGAGAAAAUCCCCCCUCCGACGACGACGACGACGAAUCCCGACGCCGCGCCCGCUCCGCCGCCCCCACCACCCCCGCCGCAGGCGGCGGUGGAGGAGAGCCUUCCUCCGGUUCGGCCGGGAGGAAGCCUCGCGGGAGGCCGCCCGGGUCGAAGAACAAACCGAAGCCGCCGGUGGUGAUAACAAGGGAGAGUGAGGCGGCGAUGCAGCCGAUGGUGCUGGAGAUCGCCGCCGGCUUCGACGUGCUGGAGUGCGUCGCCGCCUUCGCCCGCCGGCGGCGGAUGGGGAUCUCCAUCCUCAGCGGCAGCGGCGUCGUCGUCAACGUCCCUCUCCGCCACCCCACCACCAAUCCUCCCGUCAUGACCCUCCAUGGCCGCUACGACAUCCUUUCUCUCUCCGGCACCAUCCUGCCGCAGCCCUCCGCCGCCGCGCCUGCCAGCUUUUCGAUCUCGCUGGCGGGGACGCAGGGGCACGUGAUCGGAGGGACGGUGGCGGGGCCGCUGAAGGCGGCGGGGACGGUUGUGCUGGUGGCCUCGUCGUUCGUCAACCCGGAGUUCUACCGUCUGCCGUUGGCGGUCGUCCCGGCGGAGGAUGAGGAGGCAGCCGCGGCGGCCAAGGAGGAGGAAGUGAAGCCGAGCGGGGUGGAGGCGGGCGUGCCGGCCUACGGCGUGCCCAGUGGACCCCGCCCGUUGACCGGUCCGCUCCCCCACCAUGAGAUGGUCUUUUGGGCCCAGCCCUCCGCUCGCGCUCCACACCCUCCUCCCCCUCACUACUGAGUGUGUCCGACUCCAUAUACAUCUUAGUUUUCUUUUUCAGAAAAAAACAAAAUAAAAGAAAGAUUAGAGAUAGAGAGAAAGAGAGAGACUAUUAUUAGGAGGAAAGGAAACAAAUGGUAAGGCAGGCCAGUUUUGUUUGUUAGUGCUGGGAGUAGUAGUAGCAGCAGGAGAAAAAGAAGUAAAGAGGGGUGAAGAUGGCCGGACGGCGUGGUGGGUCUUUGAGGGCUAUGUCUUAGACUAUGGAGACCCUCUUGUCCCUUUUGUUCCCCAUUAUUGGGAAGCGUUGCAUGUCCGACUCCGAAAGCAGGGCAAGGCUAGCUUGGAGAAGGGAGAGAAAGAGUCGACUGGUUAAGCUAGGAGACAUUUUUCUCUUUCUUUCUUCUUCUUCUUCUUAUUAUUAUUAUUUUUACUUUUGUUUCACAUAAGGGGAUGGCUAAAGAGAAAAAAUGAAGAAAUGGAGAUGUUUCUGGGUGUUUCUCUUCUUAUUUAAUAGCAGUGACCUGUUCUUUUUC